AUGUCAAAUUCUCUAAUUAAGGAACCUACAAAAUCUGAUUGCCAAAAUUAAGAAUAAAUGUAAGGAUUGACAGGAUCAAAAUAUUUAUCUAUAAAUCCUACUAACUUAGAAAAUAUAAUGAAUAUUAAUGGAUUUGAACCUAAAUUAUAAUAGGAAAUGGUCAAACCUGUUAUUGACUCAAAUAUUAUAUAAACUAUUAAAACAAUUUCAGAUGAUGAACAUUAAACUAUAAAUUUAGAUCAAAUUAAUAUAUAGCUUACUGAAAUUGAAUAAGACAUGUCAAAUACCAAUUUUAAUUAAAUAUUAGCAUCUUUAAAUAUCAUUUUUGAAAAAUUAUCAGAGUCAAUUAAUUAUAAUAUUGAAAAUGAAUUACCAUAUCAAAAACAUAUUGUUUAUUAACUUAGAGUCUCUGUAUUAUUAUCUAAAGUCUAUAAGUUUAUGGGAGAUUAUAGAACAUCCAUACAUUGGUUAUAAAGAAUAAGAGAAAAUUACCUAGUUUUUGAUCCUAAUUUUGCUGGUAAAAUAAUGGUUGAACUAUCUAAAUUAUAUUUCCUCAAUUUUUAAAUAAGAGAAUCAUAAGAAAUCUUGCAUUAAGCAUUAUUACAUUUUGAAAAAAUAUAAUGGAAAGCAGAAAUUGCAAAAACUUUACUUUUAUAGGCUCGUAUGUGUUCUUGGAUGAGUAUUAUUAUUAUUUUAAAUAUAUUAUAGAUAAUUUUGAUUUGGCAACUAAAUUAUCUUAUGGAGCAAUAUCUUUAUUAAGAGAAGCAUAUAUUAAUGAUGAAACCAAAUUAGAUUAGGCUUAUUUUAUCUUAGCUGAAUGUCAUUAUGUAUCUAAGAAAUAUGAUACUGCUAAGGAAUUCUUAGUAAAAGUUUUACAAUUAAAAUUAUAAACAGAAUAAUAAGAGAAUCAUCCUACAUUUCUUGAAACGUAUAAUUUAUUAGGUUUAAUACAUGCUUAAAUAUAUGAUCUUAAAACAUCUUAUUUUUAUUUUUGUCAAGCCUAUAAAUGCAUAAAGUAAAAUUAUAUUAAUUAUCAAUUUAGUAUAAAUCCAAUAUAAAAAGGAUAGAUUUUAAAUAAUUUAUCUGUAAUAUAGAAAUUUCUAGGAUAAUUGGAAUUAGCAGGAAGAUGUUAAAAUGUAGCAAAUGAAAUUUAUGGUAAAUUUUUAUCAGAAAAUCAUUAUCUCUUUAAGAGAUUAGUACUUAAUUCUAUUAUUGAAUCUUAAUAGUGA
Paramecium primaurelia is the source of this 1229-nucleotide messenger RNA. NCBI's taxonomy places the organism in Eukaryota, Ciliophora, Oligohymenophorea, Peniculida, Parameciidae. The record is from the annotation of a GenBank genome assembly.